This is a messenger RNA of Gossypium raimondii (Peruvian cotton), 2466 nucleotides long. RefSeq lists its product as uncharacterized. The transcript is spliced from 20 exons. The record is from RefSeq and is a predicted model, not a curated record. Gene Ontology annotation, molecular function: protein binding. The coding region runs from base 132 to 2174 and encodes 680 amino acids. NCBI's taxonomy places the organism in Eukaryota, Viridiplantae, Streptophyta, Magnoliopsida, Malvales, Malvaceae.
GGGUUCUGACUUCUGAGCUUGUUUGAAACCCUGUGUUUGUCGUACUGUAUUAACUCGGAGAGACGCAGGCUUUCGGUUGAGUUAGUGUUAAAAAGGAGGAGCGGGUUUAGUCGAAAAAAAACUUGUAAAAAAUGGGGAAGAAAUCGAAGAAGCCAGGCAAAGGCAAAGAGAAAACGGAAAGGAAAACAGCAAAAGCUGAGGAGAAGAGAGCUCGUCGAGAGUCCAAGAAACUUUCUCCCGAAGAUGACAUUGACGCCAUUUUGUUGAGUAUUCAAAAGGAGGAAGCAAAGAAAAAGGACGUUCAUGUUGAUGAAAAUGUCCCAGCGCCAUCUCCUCGAUCGAACUGUUCGUUAACAGUUAAUCCUCUGAAGGAUACAGAGUUGAUACUAUACGGGGGUGAAUUCUACAAUGGCAGUAAGACAUUUGUGUAUGGUGAUCUUUACAGGUUUGAUGUAGAAAAGAUGGAAUGGAAGUUGGUUUCAAGUCCCAACAGUCCGCCUCCUCGUAGUGCUCAUCAGGCAGUUGCUUGGAAAAAUUAUCUCUAUAUCUUUGGUGGUGAAUUCACAUCUCCAAAUCAAGAACGGUUCCAUCAUUACAAGGACUUCUGGAUGUUGGAUCUAAAAACAAAUCAAUGGGAACAACUGAAUUUGAAAGGUUGUCCAAGUCCACGGUCUGGUCAUCGAAUGGUCCUGUACAAGCAUAAGAUUAUUGUUUUUGGUGGCUUCUAUGAUACUCUCAGAGAAGUGAGGUAUUAUAAUGAUUUGCACAUCUUUGACCUAGAUGAGUUCAAGUGGCAAGAAAUAAAGCCUAGGCUUGGUUCCAUGUGGCCUAGUGCUCGGAGUGGUUUCCAAUUUUUCGUGUAUCAAGAUCAGAUUUAUUUAUAUGGAGGGUACUACAAAGAAGUGUCUUCUGAUAAGAACAGCUCAGCCUCGGAGAAAGGAAUUGUUCAUGCAGACAUGUGGUCUCUUGAUCCUAAGACUUGGGAGUGGAACAAGGUUAAAAAAAGUGGGAUGCCUCCUAGUGCUCGUGCCGGGUUUUCCAUGUGUGUUCAUAAGAAACGUGCUAUGCUAUUUGGCGGUGUAGUAGAUAUGGAAAUGGAAGGUGAUGUAAUGAUGAGCUUGUUCUUGAAUGAACUUUAUGGCUUCCAACUAGAUAACCACCGAUGGUAUCCUUUGGAGCUACGGAAGGAAAAGUCAACCAAGGUUAAGUCAAGAAAGGAUUCUAAACAAGAGACAUCUGGUUCUGAUUAUAAUGAUGAGGUAAAUAUUGAAGCAGAGACUAGUGGCAUAGAUGAUAAAGACCAAAUUAUGGAGUAUGAUGAACAAGCUGGUGAUGAGGAAAGCAACAUUGAUGAAAUGUCUGAGCACAUCGUAGCAAACAUGACAAUCGAUGAUGAAAGGUCAAUCAAAUCUGCUUCAAAGCCUCAGCAAACUAAAUCUAAAUCUAAAUCCAAUGUUCAAGAUUCUGUUUCACCUGAGGUUGUAAAGCCUUGUGGACGAAUAAAUUCCUGUAUGGUUGUUGGUAAAGAUACUUUAUAUAUAUAUGGGGGCAUGAUGGAGGUUAAAGAUCAAGAAAUUACACUUGAUGAUUUAUAUUCUCUUAAUCUUAGUAAACUUGAUGAAUGGAAGUGCAUCAUACCGGCAUCUGAAAGUGAAUGGGUGGAAGCCUCAGAGGAUGAAGAUGAUGAAGAUGAAGAUGAUGAUGAUGAUGAUGAUAGCGAAGAUGAAGGUGAGAGUGGUAGCGAUGAUGAGGAAACUGACGAUGAUGAUGAGGCAAAGGGUACAAAUGAUGGUACGAAAUCAGUUCAAAUGGGAGAUGCUGUUGCUUUAAUAAGGGGCGAGGGAAAGACUUUGCGGAGGAAAGAGAAACGGGUCAGGAUAGAGCAGAUUAGAGCUAACCUUGGCCUCUCAGAUUCACAGAGAACACCAACGCCUGGAGAAUCAUUGAGGGAUUUCUAUAGACGUACUAGUUUGUACUGGCAAAUGGCUGCCCAUGAACAUACUCAGCACACUGGCAAGGAACUCCGUAAAGAUGGUUUUGAUCUUGCUGAGGCUCGUUAUAGGGAACUUAAACCACUUCUUGACGAGUUGGCCAUAUUAGAGGCAGAACAGAAGGCUGAAGAGGCAGAAGGACCAGAAACAAGUUCGAGAAAGAGAGGGAAAAAGAGAGUUUAAGAAUUUAGCACCCAGCAUUUGCAAUACUUUCAGAGUUUGGGUAAGCUGUGAAAUUUUAAAAAUUUUGUUGGUUUAAUUUAUGGCCUCCAAACUAAGGUUUGUCACGCACGCGAACACUACGAAUGGCCGUAGAACUGUUCUUUCUAUGGUAAAAUAUGUAUUAAAUCUGAAGAAAUUUUGGUGGAUAUAAUAUUUUUGUAUUUAAAAGUUAUAUUGAUGGAGGAAUAUGGAUCGAGAUGUGAGCUGUGUUUUCUAUUAAUUCGAACCAAGUCUAGUUGAUACUUGAUAUCUA